AUGGCCGACGCCGUGGUCUCGCGGAACGGUUUUGCUGCCGCCCACACUGGCUACACCGUCCGCCUCAAGAGCACCGGCGGCGCGCUAUCCGAUUUCGCCCAAGGCGAGGCGCCCAACCCUAGCCUGGUGUCCUCCCAUACCCACCACGCUCCCGCUGCGGCGGCGGCAUCUGUCUCGACUCCGCCAGGCCCUUCCGCAACUUCCGUCACCAGCCCCUCCCCGCCGCCGCCGCCGCCAUUCGCCUACUUCUCUCAUUCUAGCCUCCAAAGGUCCUCCUCCACUCCCAAUAUUCCUAUGCCGGAGCCGAGGGCCGCCGCCAAAAACCGCCCUCCUGCCGAUGCUCCUAUCCGAGAGGAGGAUGAGGAUGAGGACGAGGAGGAAGACGAUGGGCAUAUCAAGACCGACAGCGACAGCGACGACGACGACAGUGAUGAAGACGACGAUCACCAUGAGCAUGACGAUGUUAAUGUGGACGGCAUGGUGCAUGGACACCAAUCAAAGCGGAUUUUGAUGAGUAGUGUGGGAUCUUCUCCAGUAACACCACCUCCGCCUCCAAGGCUGAACCAGACCCCACCAACGCCUGCCACCGCAAUGCCACCGCCCCCAGUGCUGGAGUCACAGAUGGCUACCUGGGAUUACUUCUUUGGCCCAACUCCCACCCCACCACCCACCCUAGAGCAGCCUGCUGAUGAUACUUUGUGGAUGGAAAGGCGUGAUAAUGAGCCAGUGGCUGAGGUGAAGGCACCUGUGGCAAAACCAGUUGUUAGUGAGCCAGCUGCUACUGAGGAAAGGCCACCACAGACAGCCGCAGAGAAGGAGAAAGCAAUUGAGGAGAUGGUGGCUAAUCUACCGCCAUCGAAACCUAUUGUGAGGAAACCACCCAAAGCACCUGGCCCACCACCAGCAGCACACUACCAGCAUGCCCCUUCGAUGGGUGCAGUUGAAACUCGGAAGGGGAAGGCUGGGGAGCUUAUGAAAAUCGAUUAUCAAAAGAAGGUGUCUCUAUUGCAGAAGCAAAAGAAACGGGGUGUUAAACUUGAAACCCUGGAGAAGACAAAAGCUGCUGUUAGCCACUUGCACACAAGGUACAUCGUAGACAUGCAAUCCAUGGAUUCAACAGUUUCAGAAAUAAAUCGGCUUCGGGAUAGACAGUUAUUCCCAAAGUUAGUGGACCUUAUUGAUGGAAUGGCCAAGAUGUGGAGUUCUAUGCACCGUCAUCAUCGAAGUCAGUUUCUGACCAUUUCUGGAAUAAGAGGAUUUGAGAUUCCUCCUGUUCCAAGAGAGACAACUGAUUCUCAUUACAUCCAGACUUGUGAGCUACGUGACAUUGUUAGGGAGUGGCAUACGCAGUUUGAGAAACUGAUGGACAAUCAGAAAGCAUACAUCAGAGCGCUCAAUGCAUGGCUGAAGCUCAAUCUCAUCCCAAUUGAGAGCAACAUAAAGGAGAAGGUCUCCUCCCCUCCAAGGCUGGUGGAUCCACCCAUCAAGCACCUGCUGCACGCCUGGCAUGACGAGCUCGAAAGGCUUCCAAUUGAGCUUGCAAAAACAGCCAUUAAAACCUUUGCCGAAGUCAUAAGCAAUAUCGUGCACCUUCAGGAGGAGGAAGUAAACCUAAGGAGGAGGUGUGAUGAAACUCGUAGGGAUCUGACCCGAAAGAGGGCACAGUUUGAAGAUUGGCAUCAAAACUACUUGGAGAGACGGGCAGCCUUUGGUGAGGAUACAAACCCAGAUGCAGCAGAAACUCAAAACAUAGAUCCUGUCGAGGAUAGGAAACGCAACAUCGAGGAAUUAGAGGUUCGGCUGAGAGAGGAGGAGGGGCACCAUCUUAGGCAUGCCAGGCAGGUGCGGGAGAAAUCACUUGCAAACCUCCGGACACACCUGCCAGAACUUUUCAGGAACAUGGCCGAUUUUGCUUACUUUUGCCAUGACAUGUACAAUAAUCUUAGAAAAACUGCUGUGCUGCCCAAAGAUGAAGUCUAA
Miscanthus lutarioriparius is the source of this 1980-nucleotide messenger RNA. NCBI's taxonomy places the organism in Eukaryota, Viridiplantae, Streptophyta, Magnoliopsida, Poales, Poaceae. The record is from the annotation of a GenBank genome assembly.